Messenger RNA from Pseudophryne corroboree (corroboree frog), 4958 nucleotides. It is a transcript of the gene SIPA1, whose product is annotated as signal-induced proliferation-associated 1. Gene Ontology annotation, cellular component: cytoplasm. Gene Ontology annotation, molecular function: GTPase activator activity; protein binding. The record is from RefSeq and is a predicted model, not a curated record. The coding region runs from base 1115 to 4270 and encodes 1051 amino acids. NCBI's taxonomy places the organism in Eukaryota, Metazoa, Chordata, Amphibia, Anura, Myobatrachidae. The transcript is spliced from 18 exons. Gene Ontology annotation, biological process: regulation of small GTPase mediated signal transduction; activation of GTPase activity.
GUCAGAGAGCUGCAGGAAGCUGGAUACUAUGAAGGCUGUUUUAUAUGCAGCACCUGGCUAACAGCAACUACAGUACAAGGAAGGAAAACCCUCACUUUCUGCUUAGCCUUACUACUGUACUUGCUAAAUGUUUACUUACAGCAUGUCUACAGAGAUUGCAUGUGCAAAUCCAGGAGUGUCCUGUGGAUCAGUGAAUACAAAACGUGUUUACUACUGUUCUAGAUGAGAUCUUCUGAUGGCUGCAGGUAACAGUGCCACAGUUCCCCAUCACGAACCACAACCUUUUGCUGCUUUCCUUUGUCUCACGCUCUUAUCGUCUCUGUCUUCAUCUGCUAUACAAGACUGGGGCAAUGUCAUUUUCAAGAUUUACAUGCACCUGCGGUGCGUUGCCCAGCUUGAAUGCUUAAAAUAUUCAUCAGAUUACCAUGAUAAACACCUCAACUUGAAUUCUCAUAUUAGCAGCCAUCCAAUAAACCAAAAAGACAACAAGCAAGUUCUCACGGUUAAUCAGGGAUUUGUCACAUUUUCAAUCUGAAGUCUUUUGUGUGGACUUUACAUUGGAUUAGUCUGCAUGGGGGAAGGAUAAAUUGUUUGCUGCAGUAUCUUCGUUUUACAAUGGAAUAUUUAACAGGGCAUGAAGCACAUGGGGACAAAUAAAAGUAACAAAACUACCAGAGAGAUAUCUAAAACAAGAAAAGAGCCAACUUAAGAAAAUAAGAGGAACUACGAGCAUAAAAAAAAACAACAACUCAAAGCAAGAAAGCAAAGGGCCACUAGUACGGUACAGGAAACUAAAGUCAAAGAAAAUUGCAAAUACCUUAACUGAUAAACUGUGGUGAGAAAGAUAUUUCAACACAUAAUAUGUGGGAACAGUUUGUUACAUACAGAGAAAGUUAAUCAUCAAAUACACAAGUGAUAGGUAUAUAGUGAACCAAAAACAUCAGACAUCCAAAGUCAAAAAGCACAUGGAAGGCGAAACAGAGGACAGUUAGUGAAAAACAUAAGAUUAGGGAAAAAGAAAACAGAAAAGAUAAAAACGAUUAUAAUCAAACACCUUAAAGAAACUGAAGACCAGGAACCUUUUAAACAACAUCAAUGAGUCCUUCCCCAUGAGAUGCAGUCUGAUGACCUUUUUGUGCGUAAAUUGCGCCAACCUCCAUCUCGGUCAUCUCCUCACAAAAGCUCCCAUGACUCGAAGUCACUGAUAGCCACAGGGAACAGUAGACAUAACUGUGGGGCACGUUCGCUUUCAGAAUCAGAAUUUGAACUUCGGGAUAAAGGGACAGGCAGCCCAUCUGCCCCACGUUUUAAAGAUCCAUUCAUACUGCUUGGGCUGGCUGGGAACAGCCAAGGACCUCCAGCCCAUGAGGUGAAGGAGAAGCCACCUGAAGUAGAUCCCGUAACCCCUCGGCCAAGGAGUUUUGCUCACCACGAUAUCCAAAGUAUAUUGUUUGAUCCUUUUCGAAGAAGAGAAUCUGAAGGUCGAAAAAAUGUUAGAAGUGGAGCUUCUGCUGCCUCUCAGAUCAGAUCUUGUGCUUCUUCACCCAGAAGAUCUCUGUCAUCUCCGGAAGAUCCAGGAGACCCUGGAGAUGGAAAAGACAAUGAGCUCCUGCUCAGCUGUCCAUAUUUCCGUAAUGAGGUGGGAGGAGAAGAAGCAGAGGGCCAAAAAGAUGAAGGAUGGGACUUUUCUUCUGUUUUAUCUCUCAAUGCUCCACUUAUCAGUUGUCCUGUUAGGGGUCCCAAUGCGUCUGUAUCUGUAUUAGAAGAAGCUAGGGAAAGAAUUAGGGAUAGCAGCUACUCUGUGGAAUAUCAAGACCUGGGUGCACUAUAUUACCGAAAGUAUUUUUAUGGCAAAGAACAUCAGAACUUUUUUGGAGUUGAUGAAAGACUGGGGCCUGUGGCCAUAAGCUUACGACGGGAUGAGAGAGAAGGAGCCCAAGGAAUGCAGUAUAAUUACAGGAUUAUAUUUAGAACAACUGAGUUGAAGACUCUUCGUGGAUCUAUACUAGAGGAAGCCUUUCCUUCAUCAAUACGACCAAACUCUUCAAGGGCUAUAUCCCCUAAAAAGCUUCUGGAAUACAUUGUACCAGAAGUCAACCUGCAAAAUCUACGAUUGGCAUCCAACUCUCCCAAAGUGCCAGAAACUCUACUAAAGUUGGAUGAACAGGGGCUCAGCUUUCAGAGAAAAAUUGGUAUUUUGUACUGCCGGAGUGGACAGGCCUCUGAGGAAGAGAUGUAUAACAAUGAAAUGGCAGGACCAGCCCUUCAAGAAUUCUUGGGCCUAUUGGGGGACAACGUCAGACUCAAGGGUUUUGACAAGUACCGAGCACAGCUGGACAACAAAACUGACAGUACGGGUACGCACUCUCUUUACACUCGCUACCAAGACUAUGAGAUCAUGUUCCAUGUUUCAACAAUGCUUCCAUUUACUGCAAACAACAGUCAACAGUUGCUCCGCAAGAGACAUAUUGGUAAUGACAUUGUGACAAUUAUUUUUCAAGAACCAGGUGCCCUACCCUUUACUCCGCAGACCAUACGGUCACAUUUCCAGCAUGUGUUCAUUGUGGUCUGCGCUCACAAUCCGUGCACUCCUCAUACCACCUACACUGUUGCUGUUACCCGUACGGCUGACACACCUCCCUUUGGUCCUCCUCUGCCUACUACUCUAUUCCGACGCUCACCUGAACUUAGGGAUUUUCUGCUCUCUAAGUCUGUAAAUGGUGAGAACGCAGCCGAGCGUGGUGGUAAGUUUUUGGCUAUGGCCACACGAACAAGAGAAGAAUACUUAAAGGACUUAGCUUGCGAUCAUGUUACCACCACUACUUUGGAUUCAUGCUCCUCCAAACUCGCUAUUUUGAGUCUUGCUAAGAAAAGGGACCGGGCUGGCAGCACUGGCCCUGGGGACAAAGCUGGAAAAGGAACUCGUUGGGCGUACACUGUUCCGCCAGAAUUCCAUAGCUCUGGAUCCUUGGUGUGGACAGUUAAAGCAAUCAAUGUCUGCAUUCCUGAAAGUGUCUACAUGCUGGGGAUUUCUUCUGAGAUGCUUGUGUUAGUAGAUCCAAAAAAGGAGCGGGAGGGAGCGGUAUGCUUUCAUUGCUCAUGCAGAGAUGUACUUGGGUGGACGUAUUCCUCUAAAGGGGGACUGGACCUGUACUAUGGACGGGCAGGAAGACUGUCGCUUUGUCCAAUUGCUAACAGUGACAACGAAGUGGAAGAAGAGGUGAACCACAUUGUCAAGAGGCUGCAGGUUGUGUCUGGUGGCUGUGAGACCCGUGAAAUUCCAUUGCUGAGAAAUGGUCUUGGGCAGCUCGGGUUUAAUGCAGAUUCUGGUGGCUUUGUGACGGAGGUGGAGAGGUUUAGUAUGGCAGAGACUGUAGGACUUUGUCCUGGAGCAAGGCUGGUAGCCAUUUGUGGUCAACCCUUCUGUUCUUUGACCACUGAGGAUGUCCGCUCUCUUUUCAUCCGUGCAAAGAAGGUGACAGUAACGACUCUGCCCCCGGAUGAAUCAGGGAAGCCCCGCAGGAGCUUCUCUGAGUUGUAUGUGAGGUCACUGCAAGAACAGAGAAUCCUGAGGCGUUCAGAAGAAGAGAUAGAAGAAAAGGCUGAGGUGAAAUCAAGAAAAGAAGACCCUGCUUCAGAGACUCAGAAAAUCCUGCGCACCCUUUCUGUGCAGGAGGAGAGGACAGAGUUCAGGUUCAAUAAUGCUGAUUUGGCUCCUCCUGAUAUUAUUCCUCAACAUGACCCAUCAAGGGAUGAAGUGAUUAUGGAUGAUACUUUUGAGGAUUCUCAGGAGGAAAUAAUUGCAACCAAUCUUCAUGUUAAAGAAGAAAGGCUCUCCCCUGUACCCUCUUCUCAGGAACCCAUCAAAAACACACUUUCACCAGCUCCCCAGUCUCUUGAAGAUGAAUGGCAAAGUAUCUCCGAUCUCACUCUGGCCUGUAACAGCAUACUGGAAGCCAUGUCUAAAGAAGAACAGGUGCCAGCAUUUAAAAAUGAUUUAGGAGCUCACAGCUCGAUCCCAGCAUCAUCUGGAAAUCUCAAUGACAAAGUCACAGAGCUAGAAAUGAAGCUGAAGAAACUGCAGGAAGACCUUAGAAGGGAACAAGAGGGAAGAGCACAGCUUCAAGCAGAGGUUCUGAGUCUCAAGAGAACACAAGAAGAAGCAUUCACUGGAACUUUGCCCCGCGAAGGUGGUGCCAAGAUACUUAGGGGUGGAGCCAACAACUGUGAAGGAACAACCAAUGACUGUGCAAAAGUAGCAGAGGACUGAAUACUGAAAGCAGGAGAUGGGAGGGUCAUGUCAUUAAGGAUCAGUGAAGUGAAGAUGUAGAGAGCCAAUACAACAUUUAAAAAUCAAUCAGGAGGAUUGGUCAUUUAUUAGAGGACGGUGAAAGUUCUGAAGGAUGCAAUUGUGUGUAAUGCAACUGCAAAAAUGAGUCAAACACUGAAUUAUUUAAGUAUAUACAUGUGGUAAAAGCAGAAAACCACUAACAGAGACUUUUGUUUAGGGGAAGAAGGAAAUAUAAGUAAAUAAUUCAGAACAUUUAAAACAAGAAAGUUGAAAGUUUUUUUAAACAAAACUUUGAUACAUUGAGUAGGAUGAAGUAAGUGAGACUGUAAUCAAAAAUGAAGGGGAGCAAAUGAUUUCCAUAGUGGGGAGUGAUUUUUAUACCCACUGUUAAUUCAGGUAUGGAUUGAAAAAACAACAAAUGUGAAGGGGUUAAAAAAAACAUGCUGUGCAGGGGAGAUAUUUGCAGUGACAAAUAAUUAGUUAAUUUCUGUUAUGGGGAUAAUAAAAAGGUUGUGUUCUGGUGGAGUAUUGCCAAGAAGGGAUGACCUACACUCAUAGCUUUGUACAUACAUAGAGUAUACUGUACAUGUCUUCCAGUGAUCACCUUUAUAUCCCCUGCCAUUAUGAAUGUAUAUAUGAGACAAUAAAGGGUGAAAAUUGCCUGCAA